AGGGCACUCAGUUUAACAGCUCGAUGAUCUACGGCAUCUCGGUUUGGACAAAAAGUGUCGUCUCCAGUCCAUCAAUGACGAUGGGUGACACGAUUUUUGAAGAAUUAGAAGAUUUGAUGCAUUUUUCUGUCGCCGAUUUACCCGCUCGUGGAUAUGCAGUGAUGGAGGAGAUCCGACGACAAGGGAAACUGUGUGAUGUUACCCUAAAAGUAGGAGAGCACAAAUUCAGUGCUCACAGAAUAGUCCUUGCUGCUUCUAUUCCGUACUUCCAUGCCAUGUUUACCAAUGACAUGGUGGAAUGCAAACAGGAUGAGAUUAUCAUGCAGGGCAUGGAUCCCAGCGCACUUGAAUCCCUAAUAAACUUUGCCUACAAUGGACACAUAGCCAUUGACCAACAGAAUGUCCAGGCUCUCCUGAUAGGGGCCAGUUUCCUGCAGCUUCAAAAUGUCAAAGAUGCCUGCUGCUCUUUUCUACAGCAGAGGUUGCAUCCAAAGAAUUGCCUUGGUGUACGGCAGUUCGCAGAGACUAUGAUGUGCACCACACUUUACGACGCAGCCAACAUCUUUGUUCACCAGCAUUUUGUGGAGGUAUCUUUGUCCGAGGAGUUCCUGGCCCUUCGGCCGGAGGAGGUGUUUGAGCUCGUGGGCUGCGACGAGCUCAAUGUCCAAGCAGAGGAGCAGGUGUUUGAGGCCGUGCUUGCUUGGGUGCAACAUGCACGUGAAGAGCGUGAGCCACGGUUACCAGAGUUACUGUCUAAAACCCGACUUCCUCUAUGUCGACCUCAGUUCCUUGCUGACCGAGUCCAACAAGAUGAGCUUGUACGCUGCUGCCACAAAUGCAGGGACCUUGUAGAUGAGGCAAAAGAUUACCAUCUGAUGCCGGAGCGACGGCCGCACCUCCCAGCAUACAAGACCCGACAGAGAUGUUGCACAUCCAUCGCAGGUUUAAUCUAUGCGGUCGGGGGCCUCAACAGUGCUGGUGACUCAUUAAAUGUCGUGGAGGUAUUUGAUCCAAUUGCAAACUGUUGGGACCGAUGCCAACCUAUGAGCACAGCCCGCAGUCGAGUGGGUGUUGCUGUUGUGAAUGGGCUGCUUUAUGCCAUUGGUGGUUACGACGGUCAAUCACGGCUUAGAACUGUGGAAGUUUACAACCCAGAAACUGACACGUGGACCAAAGUUGCUAGCAUGAAUACUCAACGCAGUGCAAUGGGAACAGUUGUUGUUGAUGGUCAUAUAUAUGUCUGUGGUGGAUAUGAUGGCAAGUCCUCUCUAAAUUCAGUCGAGUGCUAUUCCCCAGAGACUGACAGAUGGACAAUAGUUACAGAAAUGAGUGCAAGCCGCAGUGCUGCUGGUGUUACUGUGUUUGAAGGCAGAAUAUAUGUUUCAGGCGGUCAUGAUGGCCUACAGAUCUUUAACACAGUGGAGUACUAUAACCAGCAUACAGCAUUAUGGCACCCUGUCGCUCCCAUGAUAAACAAGCGCUGUCGGCAUGGUGCUGCAGCCGUGGGCAGCAAUCUGUAUGUGGCAGGAGGUUACGAUGGCUCUGCGUUCCUCAGUGGAGCAGAGGUGUACAGUUCAAUAACAGAUCAGUGGAGCCACCUAGUGGCCAUGAACACUCGACGCAGCCGCAUUUCUCUAGUAGCCAACUGCGGUCGACUCUAUGCAGUGGGAGGUUAUGAUGGACAGUCCAAUCUCAGCUCUUUGGAAAUGUACGACCCAGAAACGAACCGCUGGACGCUUAUGACACCGAUGCUUUGCCACGAGGGCGGGGUAGGGGUAGGCUGUAUACCCUUACAGCCAACUUAACGCCACAUCUCCCUUAGCCCAAAAGGAUUUUGAUAAUUUAACAUAAAGAAAGAAAAGUUUUUGUACUGAAUAAUCUAACGAAAUGCACUCAUGAUCCUUGGUUCACAUGUUUGCAUUAAGAGGUACCAUUAUUCAGGCUUUUAUUCUAAGAAAAGCCUAAAGCAGAUAUGCCAGUACACCUUUAAUGGUGACAUAAUCCUGUUCUGUUCUUUUGACGAGCAAAUGUAGAAUUCAUACGUACGUUCAAAGACAUUGACAUCAACUGGGCCGCACUUCUGCUAAAAAACGCACUUUUGCACUGUUAACAGGUAGCGUCAGUUGUGGGCCCUUUUAAGCAUCAGUUGUAUAACUAAACUGGAAGCCAAUUUAGAUUUCUAGACAGGUAAAAGUUAACCACUGUUAAUCCAUGCCAUAAUUGGGAGAAAGAGUAUAAUCAAGUGGGUAUGAUUAAUGAGGAUAAAGCUGUUUUUAAUUCUAUUUUAUCAAGAUUUUUCUCACUUAGAAGUACUAAUCAAAUGUUAUUUGGGAUAUUGCUCGUAAUGAAUGUUGCUGUUUUGCAGAACAUGAUAGAAAUGUGAGCAAAAUGUGUCUGCACAAAACAUCUGCUAGAUGUGCCAUGACUUUCCACUUUACAUGGGACUGUUCUGAUUUCACCACUUUAUUGACUUGAAUUCUCUUACUUUUUUUGGGAGGGGUGGAGGGGGGGUCAGGUUUUAAUGUGCAGAUCUUUUUGAUUUUGGGAUUGCCGAUCACCAUGAGAAUCAGUACACAUACCAAAAAGAGGGAGAGUGAAAUUGACAUUAACUGACGAUUAACUUGUCAGAUAUGUGCUCACAGGAUUAUUAAGUAAGAGUUUUUUAAGUAUGAACGUUCCCUUGUGCUUUCUGCAAAAAAAAUGUCAAAAUUAUGGUUUAUGACUGUAUACAUUUUUAACCUUUUGCUUUUACUUUCAAAUAACCCAUCUGAAAUUAGGAUUACUGGCUGUGAAUUUUUAACAUGGUUUAUAUUUUCUUUCUCAUAUUACCAAUACUGCAUUUCUCUGCUGAUUUUUCUUUUUUUAAUGAUUUUGUAUUAACUUCCAAUUGUGAUGCAGUAUUUCUAUGUUUAAUUUAUUAUUAGCUGUAAUCAUUCUUUUUAUAGCAUUGCACAUUGUAGUCACUUAAAUGAGAAUCAAGUUUACGUUUUACAGAAAUCUAUAUAUAUAUAUAUAUAUGUAUAUGUAUAAAUAUAUAGAUCACAUUUUCUGUAUGUGUUUGAUUAUUAUUCCUCAGCUACCUCUGUAUGAGAUGGGAGAGCUCAACAGGGACAAAUAUCGAGUCGGUCGCCCUGAUAUCUUUUAAAAACAUUCCCGUUUAACCUGAAGGAACGGCAUUAACUGAGAUCUUUUGUGUGGGACUAAAAUAUUCUUUUUCACAUAAUUCCUAUAUGUCUUAAAUAAACAUUGAUUUUAUGGACACAAUGCCGCCCUGUGCUGUAAUUUUCCCUGUGACGCACAACAACUUUGGGUCACACCCUUUGAGUGGUGUUUUAAUUGAACAGACGUGUGCCUGUUCACUGUUAGUAUGAGAGUGAAGGAUGACUGGGAACAUGCAAAGAUCCCUGCUGGUGUUGCUGCUCAUCUCUAUGCUGAACUUCUCAGCUGCUUUUCCCAUGGAGCCACUUCAGAAGACACCUCUACUGUUCCAACCAUCAGAUCCACAGCCGUCAGAAAGUGUAACACAAGGAAACUCGCAGGUGAGAAAUGUGUUUGUGAUGUGACACAAUCAGACCUAUUUGUUCAUGUAUGUAGAUUAUUACAGCUGUGCUGAUGUUUAUAGGACGUGAGGGUCAGCAGUCUGGGAUUCCGUCUGAAAAGAGCGAAUUCUGCUAACACAAAGAAACCGGCCCGUUACUGUGCUGGAUGCUUCUCAGUUAUUGGAGACCCAACAAGACCAGAGAAAUGAAAUCUGCUGUAUCCAAAUUCUACGUAAUUCAUAUACCUAAAUAUGCUUAAUAUUCAGUUUCUGUUGGAAAGAAUAACUUGUUUUUUUUUUUAAUGCAGCUAUGUUUUAGUAUACUAUGUUAGACUGUCAUUUCUUAAUUUUUCAUGAAUUU
Molecule: messenger RNA, 3899 nt
Organism: Pimephales promelas (fathead minnow)
Lineage: Eukaryota; Metazoa; Chordata; Actinopteri; Cypriniformes; Leuciscidae
Gene: klhl18
Product: kelch-like family member 18
Molecular function (GO): protein binding
Source: RefSeq, a predicted model, not a curated record